Vitis vinifera (wine grape) is the source of this 555-nucleotide messenger RNA. RefSeq names its product protein OXIDATIVE STRESS 3. The transcript is spliced from 2 exons. Lineage: Eukaryota; Viridiplantae; Streptophyta; Magnoliopsida; Vitales; Vitaceae. The record is from RefSeq and is a predicted model, not a curated record. The coding region runs from base 1 to 555 and encodes 184 amino acids.
AUGGGGGAAACAGCAAAGCAAAGUUUUGAUGAUCUGGGCUUCAAGGGAAUUGAUGCUAAUGGCAAUCACCAACACAAUCAAUGGUUGAUCAUGGGAGGUGCAGAUGACAAUAGUGACACCUUAUCCAUGGAGUCUUCUUCCUUUGAAGAUUCAGAAAACUCUCUCGAAUCAUCAUCUUCCUUGGACUUGACAGAAGAUGCGUCUUCCUCAACAUCACCCCUCUCAAAUGGACCUCUAUAUGAACUAUCAGAGCUCAUGGCCCAGCUCCCCAUCAAGAGAGGGCUGUCCAAGUACUUUCAAGGGAAGUCGCAGUCAUUUACAUCUCUGGCAAGCGUGAAGAGCUUGGAGGAUCUUGCCAAAAAGGGGACUCCAAGUAGGAAGAAAAUGAAGUCAUGUAAAAGCUACGGAGGAGGUUUGGAUGUACACAAACUGUACACUCCAAAGGCUACCAUUUCAAAGAAGGCUUCAAGGGGAUCUCUUCUAUCUUCUCUAGGGAGGAGAGGUGUUAUAAUGGGUGGUUGUAGGCCUCCCAGUCCUCUCCAAAAGAACUUCUGA